Molecule: messenger RNA, 1029 nt
Organism: Gopherus evgoodei (Goodes thornscrub tortoise)
Lineage: Eukaryota; Metazoa; Chordata; Testudines; Testudinidae
Exons: 4
Coding region: 188-802 (204 amino acids)
Source: RefSeq, a predicted model, not a curated record
UCCAUUUCCCAUUGCAGGCAUCGACGCCCUAGCGUUGCUCCAGCAUGUCACUGACCCCAAAUUCAUCCCCGUGCGUUUUGUUAGGGUCACACAAGAGACGGAUUUGGAUUUGGCUCCAUGUGUCUAGUCAGCCGCUCACACUCACACAGUUUGCACACUUUUGCCCACACUUAUCUAGCGUAUCUGUAUGGGGGGGGCGGGCAGACAGGCAAGCAGGCUCCCUGCAGCCAAAGGGCAUCCUGAGCUGGAACAACCCCAGGUGCCCAGGCCAAGGGAGACCACCAAGCCGCCUAUCUGCCAAGCGAGGAGGCCUUCGAUGCCUGCCCUCGCGGCUCCUUUCCUCACCACCUCUCUAGGGCGAGGGAGAUCUGCUACUGCGCAUGCGCUACGAAGAGCGGCCGCCCCCUCACACUGCACAAAAAGGGAGGGGGGUGAAAAGCGGUUCAAGCGCAUGCGCUCCAGCCGCCGGCGAAAGAAGGCAAGGAGCGCGCUCGCAGUAAGGGGAGGUCAAAGCGCAUGCGCUUACGCCUUCCCAAGUCAGGGGAGAGGGAACAUAGUGCGCCUGCGCUCAGGACGAGUAGGCGGCCUAGAUGCUAGGAGUUUGCCUGCCCUUUCCUCUGACUCCCAAGAAUCUUGUUUAAGGUCGCCUGCCCUUUCAGGGCAGAAAAUGGACAGUGCUCAUUUAAUGACCAGCUUUCAAUAUUUUGUUUUCUCAUUCGUAUCUAGCGCAGAUCCUUCUCUGAAUGCAGAAUUAUUAAUUUCUUCAUGGCUUUUCUCUAGCACUCAUCAAUAUGGCGCAUAGACAUAAACCUGAUAAAGCAGCAUGGAAUUCUUUGAGAUGCGGUUCUCAUUUAGAAGCAAAAGCCACAAAAUAAAAAGAAGCUGGUGGAAUCAUUAAGAAAUUCUUAUGGGAAAUUCUGUCAGUGGAAGAUUGCAACUGCUGCAUUGAUCACAUCCAUGAGAUACUCCCAGUGGUUAUUCAGGACAAAACGGAGGCCUUUGGAAUAUGGAUGUGGGCUGCCAGUAUUU